AUGCGUUCAAUUCGAGCAAAUAUGGAUACUUUAGUUGACGAUGAAGCUAUCACAAAAGAGAUUGCUACAAUGCGCUUGGGUGUUUCACAUGCAAUUGGCCGAUAUAAAGUUAAAUUUAAUCCGGAGAAGAUUGAUACAAUGAUUGUUCAGGCGGUUUCUUUACUUGAUGAUUUGGAUAAAGAAUUAAACAAUUAUGUCAUGCGUUGUCGUGAAUGGUAUGGGUGGCACUUUCCUGAACUUGGAAAAUUAAUUACGGAUGCUCAAGCUUAUGCUAAGUGUGUUAAAAUCAUUGGAAUGCGUCAAAAUGCCCAAACUGCAAAACUGGAAACAGUUUUGCCUGCCGAGCUCGUUGACCAAGUUCGAUCUGAGGCUGAGAUUAGUAUGGGUACAGACAUCACUGAACUUGAUUUGGCAAAUAUUGGCGAGCUGUGUGAUCAAAUAAUUGAAUUGGGACAAUAUAGAGCACAAUUACACGAAUAUCUUAAAAAUCGAAUGAGCGCUUUGGCACCAAAUUUAACUGUUUUACUUGGUGAAUUGGUUGGAGCUAGACUUGUUUCUAAAGCUGGAUCUCUUAUGGCAUUAGCAAAAUGUCCUGCAUCUACUGUUCAAAUAUUGGGGGCCGAGAAGGCGUUGUUUAGAGCACUUAAAACCAAAAAGGAUACACCAAAAUAUGGAAUUAUUUAUCAUGCGCAAUUAAUCACACAAUCGGGACAAAAAUCAAAAGGAAAGAUUGCUCGAAAAUUGGCUGCUAAAGUUGCUUUGGCUACUCGAAUCGACGCUUUGUGUGAUGAAUCGCUUGGAAGUCAACAAGGAAUUGAGGCCCGUGCUUAUCUCGAGUCAGUCAUUAAAACAGAAAAUUCUCGAAGUGGGGUGAAAAAACAACGUUAUUCGGGGGUACAAUAUUCUUCAAAGGAGGCGUAUACAUUUAAAAAGUUGGUUUAA
Molecule: messenger RNA, 942 nt
Organism: Meloidogyne enterolobii
Lineage: Eukaryota; Metazoa; Nematoda; Chromadorea; Rhabditida; Meloidogynidae
Source: the annotation of a GenBank genome assembly